Molecule: messenger RNA, 6831 nt
Organism: Leptopilina heterotoma
Lineage: Eukaryota; Metazoa; Arthropoda; Insecta; Hymenoptera; Figitidae
Product: kinesin-like protein KIF16B
Exons: 9
Coding region: 242-5914 (1890 amino acids)
Biological process (GO): microtubule-based movement
Molecular function (GO): microtubule binding; ATP binding; microtubule motor activity
Source: RefSeq, a predicted model, not a curated record
UUUGAAUUUCGCGCGAAAUUUCGAAAUUUUUUCGGUUGUAAAUAUUGAAAAAUUAUUUAUAUGAAAGUUGUUUCCGCAGUGAAAUUAUUUACAUGAGUGAAAAAUAAUAGUGAGUGUAAACAAUAAUUGAAAAAAAUUAAUAAAAAUAAACAAAAAAGCAAACAAUAGUAGUGAAAAUUCUGCAACAAUAGACUACAGUGCCAAUGAAUUUGUUAGUGAUUAAAAUUAAGAGGAUGAAGAAAUGGCCAACAUAAAAGUAGCUGUACGUGUCAGGCCGAUAUCAGAACGUGAAUUGAAUUUCACUGGAUCAAAAAUUGUCGUUCGUGCGCAAUCGAAUGAAAUAUCGUUGACGAAUUUAAAGGUUUCAUCAUGGAAAACUGGCGAUAGUCGAGAGCGCAUUAAAACUUAUGGCUUUGAUUAUUGUUUUGAUUCAUCCAAUUCGGAAACAGAGAAUUAUGCAACACAAGCGAAAAUUUAUGAAACCCUUGGAGAAUCGGUACUCGAUUCUGUCUUUACCGGAUAUAAUGCUUGUCUGGUGGCUUAUGGUCAAAGCUCGACGGGCAAAACAUAUACAAUGAUGGGUAGCAAGGAUGAUCCUGGACUAACUCCAAGAUUAUGCAAAGGAAUUUUCACUCGUAUCACUCAAGAAGAGGAUAAUGCCAAGACCUAUCAAGUUUUCGUGAGUUAUUUGGAGAUCUACAACGAAAGGGUCAGGGACCUCUUGAAACCAAGAGCAAAUGCCAGUGGUCUCAGAGUUCGCGAGCACCCCCGUUUGGGUCCAUAUGUUCAAGGCCUAACACGUCACAAAGUCUCCAAUCUGGGGUCGUUGAUGUCUUACGUGGAAGAGGGAAUCAAAGCAAGAAAGACAGCCUCAACUCUACAAAAUCCAAAUAGUAGUCGUAGUCACGCAUUGCUUACGGUCUCCCUCGCACCAGUUUCGCCAAACAAUCAUUCAGCAACAGCUACUGCCAAAGAAAAGGAUUUUCAUCGUGGCAGUAAAUUGCAUUUGGUCGAUCUGGCGGGCAGUGAAAGUGCAGCCACGUGCAGUGGGAUUCAUCGACUAAAAGAAGGCGCAAAUAUCAACAAAAGUUUGGUAGCUCUGGGAAACGUGAUAUCAGCACUCGCUGAAAGAGGCUCCAGUGGAAACGUUCCCGGCAGAAGAUUUAUACCUUACAGGGAUUCAUCUCUCACCUGGCUAUUAAAAGAUGCUCUCGGUGGAAAUGCAACCACAAUUAUGUUCGCCACAAUAUCGCCGGCGAGCGGGAGUUACAACGAAACCGCUCAUACACUACGUUUUGCCCAGAGGGCGCAAAGUGUGGUUAACAGACCUGUGGUCAACGAAGAUCCCAUAGCCAGAAUUAUUCGUGAAUUGAGAACCGAGGUUGCAAGACUCAAAUCAUUAUUACUGGAGAAAGAAUUAGGGGGAUUUGCAAAGUCUCCGUGCAGUUGUGGUCAUAAUUUAGAAGCUGAGUUUGAGAAAGAAGAUCAAAAGGAUGAGCAAGUGGUGCCUUUGACCCGGAUAUCAUCGUCCCGCCUUCUUGGAGAACCAAAGGAGAUUAUCAAGCCUUCUAUCAGAAGAUACAACUCGAAUGAAUGUCUAGUGACACGUGAUACUAGACCCUCGAAUUCCAUCAGAAAGUGCGGUUCCUUUGAAUCAAUCAGUCCAAGUAUAUCCUUUGCUAAUGAAGGAAGAUCCUAUCGUUCAGAGCCAUCAGAACCGCUCAAUUACCAAGUCAACGAGCCAGUCUUUGUCGAUAUUCCAACAUUAGUGGCCGUUUUGAUCAAGCCCGAGAAUUCUUCUCAAGUGCACUCGACCCAAAUUGAAGAAGUCUGUAACGAUGGACUAUUGGAGGGAUUAAUCGAUACCAAACUCUUUAACAAUCUCCAAGACUUGUCAUCAGAAAAUGAUGAUUUGUCCACAAUUGAUGGGAAUUUAAAUAAAAUCGUCGAGGACACGGAUGUUUUGACUAAAAUCGAUAAAGAUUUUGUCGAAUCUGAAGAUUUUACCAACAGGAAGGAUAAUAUUAGAUGUUCGGAUGACAAUCAUGAAAUUCAUGAAAUUAAUACCAAAGAAUUGGGAAAGAAUGAAAUAGUAAAUUUAGGUAACGUAGUUUUAUCUGAUUUGAAUACUCAAGUUCCGACACUUUCCGAGAAGACAAAGAAGGAGAAAACCGAGCGACCGAAGGAAAAGGGAAAAUUAAGGAAACAAGAUUCGGUCGAUUCGAGAAAGAGAAAUAAUCUCAACACCUCGAGGAUCUUUGGUUCGGUUGAUGGUCUUUCGAAGAGAAAGGAAGAACCCCUGAUUCGUUCGCCAACGAAUCUUGAGAAUCGGGCAAAUUCCGAAAAAUCGAAACGAUUGAAUAAUAUCAAAGAAGUCGAGGAUCGAAGACCCAAGGGCGGAAAUUAUUGGCGGGGUUUAGUCACACCGGGCAAUAAGGAACUACAACGAAAAUGGAGCAACGAUUCCGAUCGCAGUCAAAAGGAGACCCAUAAGACUAAAAAUCCCCUAAGGAAGUACAGUAUUGAUGAUCUUAAACGUAAGACUAGUAAGGACAGCAGUUCCAGUAGCUCGAAGGAGGAUCAAUUAAUCUCUAGCAAUUAUUCCAGAAAGAGUUCAUUUCAGGAUCAAGACAGACCCCAUACUCCAAUUCAGAGAAAUCGUCGAGCUGAAAUUGUGGCCGCAGUCACUGAAAGACUCUACUCAAGUGGUAAACGAUCAGACGAAGGAACUGGAGCAACGACUCCAGUUUCGGAUUACCGAUCACCGGAAAGUACAGACGUUAAAUUAGCCGCUGUCACUAGAAUGCGUUUGCAGGAAAUCUCAAGAAGAAUGUUGGCUAAACGUAGAAAAAUUUCUGCCGAUACGCAGACUGAUAAUACUCAAACCGUUAGAGUUAAGGAUAAAGCUUCUCUCACCGAUGAACCGAAAAUUGUUCAAAAGGACGCCGAGGUAUUGACUGAUGAACACGAAGUUUGCGAACGAUUGUCCCAUGGGCAUCAAGUGUUGCGUGUCAAGGAGCGAGCGACUCUUACCGAAAAGCAAAAGACUCCCACCGUUAGAUAUAGGGACGCAGGAAAUAUCACUGACGACUGUGAUGAAGAUUUCGAUCUCCAUUCGCCACGCAACGAUUCCGGUAUUCUUUCGGACGAUACACAGAAUUAUGCAGACAGCAAUAUCUCCGAAACGUUGGAUUUUGGCGAAGAAAGAAGAAGUACUGAAAGCUCCACGAAUACGGUGGGAGGGAUUGAAACUAGCGUUGACGGCACUGCCCAAACGCGACCCGAGGAUCUGAGAACGAAAGAAAACGACUGUUGUCACAGACUCCAUGAAUGUUGCUACCGUCGUCAUUCACAAAAGCACGAACACAAAUCUACUUCUGGUAGCGAAAGCAGUCAAACAAAUGAAAACGGUAGUAUUAGUAGUAAUCAAAAUCUUCAAAACAAUCAUAUUCACUGUCAGAAGCAAAAUUGCAAAGACAAAAGUGUCAUAUCGAUUAAUUUACCGGACAUGAUUAAUAUCACCAUAGAGUCGCCGAAUAUUUUAGAAUCUAGAAUUUCCGUCGCUGACGAGGAGGAAUUGAGGACCAAUUACAGAGAUCGUGAGGUGCAGACUGAGGAGAGGAGAAUAUUCACCGAGGACAUAAAUCGUUACUACAAUACAAGACCCAGUCAAACCGAUGGUCGAACAUUCAGGAUAGAGAACAUAUUUCAAGAACCAAAGACCAUAAGGAUAACACCCGAUUCUAGAAUCACAAAUCGAAUAAGAAUAGUCUCGAGUAUUGAAGAUCCAAAAAUGAAUUUCACCAAAACAAUCGGAACAUCAGGACAGAGAAUAACUUCCAGACGAUGUCUAAGUUUUCACUCACCAUUAAAAUCCCUCCGUAGAAAGUUUUCCCUAAUCCGUGACAGACCAUUUACGGAUAGUUAUUUUUCCCGACGAAGUCGAAGUUUCAGUCCACAUUGCAGAACACCAUUUGUAACGGAGGGUUUUCGAAAUCGAUAUCCAUCGUCAGAAAUGAUAUUAAAUCCGGUACAAGAAGUUUUACUAGAGCGUGGACUUCUAUUUCCGAGGAAUCAGAUUUGGAGUGCUAGUCGUUAUUUUCGUACCACACCAGGCGAGAUGAAUUUAUUCAAUGGUAGACGAUUUCCAAAUGUUGACAAUGAAUUGAGAAAGGAUUCCUAUUUCUCGGAUGACAGUUUGGAUCUUAUGGAGGAGAAGAGCGUUGAAGAUCCCUGUCAGCCUGAUCUUGUCGCCCAUACCAAGGAGAGUUCAAAAAUCACCGAAAACAAAGUUCCCGAUGCAGUGGAAAACUUGGAAACUAUCAAGAAGAAGAAGGUCUCAUUCUCAAAUCCAAGUAUCGUUGACAAUCAAAGUGCAGAUCAGAAACUUCCCCAAACACCCAAACCGAUAAUUAAGAAGAAAAUUUCGUCUGUGGAUUCUAAUUCUCCGGAUGAUGAGGAACCGAAUACGUCGAUUGCGGGUAUUUCGGAAAUGGACGAAAAAAUUUCUAAGGAACUUGAAAAAAAUUCAGAGGAGGAAAGUUUAAUUACCGAUCGGGAUGAACCGACAGGUGGAGAUAUUCCGGCAGAAAGUUUGGAAGAUAAUGGAGAGAAUUCGACGGAAUGUGAAAAAGAUUCGACGGUAGCUGAGGGAGACAAGACGAUUCAGUUAAUCGAAGAACAAGAUCCAGAGGAUCAAGAGAGGAGGAAGGAGGAGGAGGAGGUUCAAGAAUUCGAGGAGAGUGGAAAAACUGAUGAAUUAGAAGAAAAGAAAAGUGUAGGACCUCAGAAUAUUUUGCAGGAUUAUCUAGACGAGGCAGUGACAUUUAUUCGGAAUGUUCAUUCGGUUAAUGAUUACGCGACUGCUACGAAUUUUUUGAAAAAAUAUUUACGAUCUACACGAGGAUCGAGACGACUGCCACAGAAAAGUAGAGAUUACGUGGAGUACGCUGGUGAAAAAAUAAGCCUAACGGACGAUACCGAUCAGUAUUUACUCGAUGAGAACAUUGAGGUACCAAAUAAAGCUUACGAGAAGUGCCUCCAAGGAAUUGAGAAAUUAGAAAAGUGCAUCGAAAAAGUAAAGGACCACGAAGUGUCAUUGAAGGAAAAAUAUGGAAUUGGAACCGAACCUGCUGGUGCUAAACACGUUUUAGCAAAUUCCAAUCAGGAUUUGUUGGGGUACCUCGACAACGAUAAUGACAGUGAUGACAAUAUUCUCAACUCCGACGUUGAUGAGAAUGAUACAUAUCGAAAUUCAAAUUCCGUUAGAGGGAAUUUUCAAGAUAUUGACAAUGAUAAUUAUAAUUGGAGUUAUCGACAUAUCGACCCUGGACUAUUUCCCUCCCAUCAGAGAUCCCAAUUUUCAAGUCAUAUGUCAAACUCACAAAUUGGUGGUAAUUACAGAUUAUCCAAUAGUUACAGAUCAAAAUAUUCAAAUCAAAAGUCAAAAACAUUUGAUAAUUUUGAAAAUUAUCUAAAGGAAAAUAAAAGUUCGAGAACGACAAAAAAUUUUCCAUCAUCAAAAACAGAAUCAUUCGAUAGACAUUUUGGUAGAUUUACUGAUUUCGAUGAUAGUGAGAGAAAUUGUUCACGUUUGUCAAAAAUCAGUCCUCUUAGGAGAUAUGGACCUUUUAAUGGUACUUUUCGGGUUGAUGAUGAUGAUGAUGAUGUUUUGGGGAAAAAAUGGAAGAGUCCAGCAUCAUUUCGACACAGUUCACUUCCACGUUUGACAAGUUCGUCUAAUGAAAGUUUCAGUUCCAGUGAAACAAUUGCAGCAAGUUUGGAAUCAAUUGACAGUGUUUCGAAUGUUAGGGAACAAAUUAAAUAUCCCGGCAGUCCAAGGGCAAAGUUUCUUCAACUAUUAAAUGAAAGACGGAGAAUUGUUGAGAAUAGUCGAAGAGGCAACAAAAGUUAAAAACAAAAAAAAAAGUUUAAGACGAAUAUUUUCACACAAAUAUAAUUGAAUCGCGAGACUGAAAAUGUGUAUUUUUGUAAUUUUCAUAGAGACAAUUCUGCUUCUUAAUUGAUUCGAUUUUCUUUUUGUUUGUAUAUAAAAAUAUCUUCCCCUUUUUGGUUCAUUGGAAAUUUUUGAUGAAAGAUCCAAAAUGAGUCGAAAAAAAUUUAGAAAUUGAUGCGCAAACGAAUACUCCGAGAUUUUUUUUUUUUUUUUGAGAGAGGCAUUGAUUAUGAUUAUAGAGUCAAAUUUGCAAAAUUCAAAAUGGCGAAUCCAAUAUGGUGGAAAUUUUAAAAAAAUGGAUUGAAGUUACUUGAAAGUCGUCAGUCAGGAAUUUUAUAUAUUCGCUGAUUGUAAAUUUAAAAUUCAAAAUGGCGGAUCAAAUAUGGAGGGAAUUUUUUUUAAAAAUUCAUCAAAAUUCACUUUAAAGUUGUCACUUGGGGGCUUCUGGACUCGCUGAUUAUGAAAUUGAUAUCUAUUUUUCAAAAUUCAAAAUGGUGGAAAUUUUUUUAAAAAUUAAUCAAAAUUCACUUUAAAGUUGUCACUUGGGUACUUCUGGAGUCGCUGAUUAUGAAAUUGAUAUCUAUUUCUCGAAAUUCAAAAUGGUGUCAAUUUUUUUAAAAAUUCAUCAAAAUUACUUUAAAGUCGUCAAUCGGGAAUUUCUAAAAUCGCUGAUUGCAAAUUUGAAAUUCGCUUUUUAAAAUUCAAAAUGGCGGAUCAAAUAUGGAGGGAAUUUUUUAAUUUUAGAUUUGCAUUAAUAUUCGAACUUAUUUUUAAUUCUAUCUUCUUUGAUGAAUACUUAAAAAAAAGGGGAAAUGAAUACAUUUUUUCAAAUUAAUAAGAAAAAAAGCGAGAAGCGGAAGAUUUAUUGUACUAAC